This is a messenger RNA of Parnassius apollo (apollo), 882 nucleotides long. Lineage: Eukaryota; Metazoa; Arthropoda; Insecta; Lepidoptera; Papilionidae. The record is from the annotation of a GenBank genome assembly.
AUGUUUAAUCAAUUGUUCAUCUUCUUCCUCGGUAUUAUCGUUGUGAGUGCCUCACAUAACGUUAAUUUCUUUAGACGAGACUACAAAUUUUUAGAAGAAUAUAACGCAUUUUACAAAUUGCACUGGGCUGAUGAUGUGGGUACGUGGGACGAAGCAUUUUUAGCAUGCAACGAUGAAGGAGCCAGCUUGUUUUAUCCCGAAGAUGUCGAUGAAUGGCAAGUUCCGAGAAACUUAUCCGAUUCGCCCGACUUGGAAGGAAUCUUUGUUGGUGUACAUGACGAAUUAGGACGCGGAGAUUUACUCUCUUUUGACGGACAUUUUCUUCCAGAAUUUUCCGAAUUACACGUUAAUAAUCAAGAUGACUCCGAACCUAAAUGCGUAGUUAUGUCGGUUAACACGGGCAGGUACAACAUCGGUUCGUGUAAAAAUAGAAGACCGUUUAUUUGCAAGAAAAAAAAUAAUGAAUAUUGUCCUACUAUUGAUUCAGGGUACAUAUACUCAAAAACUACAAAGAAAUGCCACAAAGUCCACAAAAGAGAAACAACUUGGGUAGACGCCAUGCACACAUGUUACAUGGAAGGUGGCAUAUUGUCAACUGCCAUACACAUCUCGGAAAUAAAUGAUAUAUUGAACAUGCUUACAGAAGGGCAACAAUUCUUCAUGGGAUUUAGAAGGAUCAUGCCACAUAACGACUUAUAUUCCGUUCGAGGUGAAAAAAUUGAUAUUUUCGCAAGAAAUGAAGAAAACUGCGGUGUAGUGGCGGUAAACGGACGUAACGACGAUUGUUACAAUUGUAACCAAAAUAACCACAACGUUAAAUAUUCUACACAUGACUGCAAUAGCACCUUGCCAUUUAUUUGUGAACUUGAAGUAAAAUUGUAA